CAACAUAAUUCCAAGGGGAAAAAGAUAGUCUCUUGGAAAUGGCGGCUUCAGGGGAGAGCGGGGCUUCGGGAGGUGGAGGCGGCACAGAAGAAGCGUUUAUGACCUUUUACAGUGAGGUGAAACAAAUAGAGAAGAGGGAUUCGGUUCUAACAUCCAAAAAUCAGAUUGAAAGAUUGACCCGUCCUGGUUCCUCCUACUUCAAUUUGAAUCCAUUUGAGGUUCUUCAAAUAGAUCCUGAAGUGACAGACGAGGAAAUAAAAAAGAGGUUUCGGCAGUUAUCCAUAUUGGUGCAUCCUGACAAAAAUCAAGAUGAUGCUGACAGAGCACAAAAGGCUUUUGAAGCUGUGGACAAAGCUUACAAGUUGCUACUGGAUCAGGAACAAAAGAAGAGGGCCCUGGAUGUAAUUCAGGCAGGAAAAGAAUACGUGGAGCACACUGUGAAACAGCGGAAAAAGCAAUUAAAGAAGGAAGGAAAACCUACAAAUGUGGAGGAGGAUGAUCCUGAGCUGUUCAAACAGGCAGUAUACAAACAGACCAUGAAACUUUUUGCUGAACUGGAAAUUAAAAGGAAAGAGAGAGAAGCCAAAGAGAUGCAUGAAAGGAAGCGACAAAGAGAAGAAGAGAUUGAAGCUCAAGAAAAAGCCAAACGAGAAAGGGAGUGGCAGAAAAACUUCGAGGAAAGUCGAGAUGGUCGUGUGGACAGCUGGCGAAACUUCCAAGCAAACACAAAGGGGAAGAAAGAGAAGAAAAAUCGGACCUUCCUGAGACCACCAAAAGUAAAAAUGGAGCAGCGUGAGUGACCACCUAGGGUCACAAGCACAGACCCUUCCCCCAACUGCCUCCUCUCCUGCUUUGAAGGACUCAUUCUUUCCUCCCACCUCUACCCCAACAUAGAGUAGUAUUUGCUUUUUAGUCCAUUUUGUUUUCAAUACAAUUUAAUAUCGAUCAGAGUAAUUCUUUUGUACAUUGAAUGAGGGGCUCAGUUUAAAAAAAGACCUUUCCCCACUCCCUACCCUCAUAGCAACCAGGACUGGAAGGUGCCACUGUUGGUGCUGCCUUCUCUUCCCACAGCCAAUAACUUAAUGUUUUGUACUUCACUGAAUUGUGAUGGUUAGAAACUUCGUGUAUACUUUGUGGAAAUCAUCUAAUUAAAUAUGUUGCUUAAAAA
Molecule: messenger RNA, 1168 nt
Organism: Choloepus didactylus (southern two-toed sloth)
Lineage: Eukaryota; Metazoa; Chordata; Mammalia; Pilosa; Megalonychidae
Product: dnaJ homolog subfamily C member 8-like
Exons: 1
Coding region: 39-800 (253 amino acids)
Cellular component (GO): nucleus
Source: RefSeq, a predicted model, not a curated record